Messenger RNA from Halichondria panicea, 1824 nucleotides. RefSeq lists its product as uncharacterized. The record is from RefSeq and is a predicted model, not a curated record. Lineage: Eukaryota; Metazoa; Porifera; Demospongiae; Suberitida; Halichondriidae. The transcript has 8 exons. The coding region runs from base 196 to 768 and encodes 190 amino acids.
AUGGUGGCUGUCUAACAGAGGUGAUCGACCAGUGGAUGAGGAGUUGCUCUGGGCGACCAACCUGGAGAGAGCUGGCUGGUCAUCUCCAUAAUAUCAGAGAGGAACAACUGUCACAAGAACUCAUGACUAUCUACGAUACUGGUCGUCUCCCAGUAGAAUUGAACAUAAAGGCAGUACCAAGUACUGUGUACAAGUAUGACCGAGCCCCUCCCCCUCCCCUCCCCUCUCGAGCACCCACAACGACAGAUGACAGUCCCGGACUACCAAAGCUUCCCUCACGUCCCCCUAAAACAGCUGGUGCGGCAAUGGUUCCAGCCCGCCCCCCUAAACCAGCCCAUAACAACGAACCCCCGGCACCUCCACGCCCGUCCAAACAAUACACCAAGCACUAGUGCCCUUCUCCUGCUUGGAGAGCUGAGUGGUGUGAGUGGGUGUGGUGACCGAGUGUCCUCCCUCCUCCCCCUCUGUGCCGAGACUCUACGACACAAACACUACCCUCAACACAUCAACUUCCUGGAGACACUGCUCAAACUGUUGCCAGUGUUUGCCAAGUCUCUGGGUAAGAGAGUGUUCAAGAGACACCUCGAGCUAUUUCUGGACUCCAUCUUCUAUGGACUGAGCAGUGACAAUGCCCUGGUGCAGUCUGCUGGAGUGGACUGUCUCACUUCACUCUGUCAGCUGCUGGGGAAAAUGAUCCUUAGAGGGAGAAUAGAACAACACAAUCCAACGUAUCUGGACAAGUUUGACAGAACAGUAACUGUUGUAUAGCUGCUCUUAAUAUUAUUGUUUAGCUAAUAUAAAUGAACAGAUGCGCUAUUAAUUCUUAUUAUUAUAAAUCAUGAUGAAUAGACCAUAAUUCGUCAGUACAUUCUUCAGUGCAUGCAUGUAUGUUAGCCUCGAUCCCAGGCCGAGUUUUCGCUUUUAUAACGGUUAGGCGAACAACUGGGCCUGGUACUAGUUGUCUGCGCAUGCGUCAGUCGUUCGUCAGAUUCUGACGAAUGGAUAUUCUCGUUCACUUUCGUGACAUUUAUAUUCGUGUACUAUCGUGUACUAGAAGUCAGUUCCCGUUUUAUCAUUAUUGGAAUGGCUCUUAGCUGAAGCUUCUCUCUUCUCUGAAGCUUAGAAAACAUUAUUCUGAAGACUGAACAACAAGGGAAAAGGUAUAAAGCUUUGUCAAGCUUGUUAAGGUCAGAUAUUUUUGUGUGGGCCCUAUGCUAUCAUGUCAAGUCGUGUUCAUGUUUGGUAUUAAAAGAUCUAUAGUAUCAUCAUUAAUAUGGUGGAUCAAGUGAAGAGUGUGAGCUAGAGAACUUGGUGCUGCCAUCAUCAGCUCGUCGACAAUGACACUAUAACCUGUUUAAUACGAGAAAUUUAAUAUGUACAUGUAUACAGUAGAUCUACACGUAUUUUGAAUGUCUACUUCUCUGUACAGGAGCAAUGGCUACUAUCCAGCUAUCCCAACAUUGUUCCUCUUGGCCAUACUAACGGACAAGACUGGACAGUUUAAGGACUGGAGUAUGACCUGAUCGUUCGAGUGUUGCUGGGUAGCUCAGAGGCAUCAAGAGAAUCUACGUUUUCUCAAGCAAAGUUUAACUGAGUUACAAGUUGGGGCCUAGAAUCAGAGAAGUCCAGCAGCCUGCUAAAUCGUUGAAACGUAAUUUGAAGGCAUUCAAUCAUCUUGAAGUUGCCCUGGGUCACUGUAAUCGUGCUGCAGCACAACUGGCAACUCCCCAGGCCCUUGUGAAGCAGCUCCCUAUGUGCAUCUUUUGUGUACUCACUCUGUGCAUUUUCUGUGUACAAAUUUCAAUUAUUGAUUUAUUAAAUAUC